Molecule: messenger RNA, 716 nt
Organism: Alternaria alternata
Lineage: Eukaryota; Fungi; Ascomycota; Dothideomycetes; Pleosporales; Pleosporaceae
Product: trafficking protein particle complex subunit 3
Exons: 4
Coding region: 1-570 (189 amino acids)
Biological process (GO): intra-Golgi vesicle-mediated transport; endoplasmic reticulum to Golgi vesicle-mediated transport
Cellular component (GO): cytosol; TRAPP complex; cis-Golgi network membrane
Source: RefSeq, a predicted model, not a curated record
AUGGCUUCAUCGACCAAAGCGGCCCGCAUGGGCGAGGAGACACGAGUAGACAAGGUCAGCGCCGAGCUCGUCACCCUCACAUACGGCACCAUUGUCGCCCAACUAUGCAAGGACUACGAAUACAACUACCCCGACGUCAACAAGCAACUCGAGCGCAUGGGCUACAACAUCGGCAUACGGCUGAUUGAAGACUUCCUGGCCAAGUCAAGCGCACCUGCCUGCACCAACUUCAGAGAGGUCUCUGAGAUGAUCUCAAAGGUUGGCUUCAAGAUCUUCCUCAACAUUACACCGACAAUCACCAAUUGGUCGAGCGACAACAAGCAGUUCUCCCUCAUCUUUGAAGAGAACCCACUUGCCGACUUUGUGGAACUGCCCGACGAUGGCCGCGCGCAAGAUGAGCUCUGGUUCUCCAACAUCCUGGUCGGCGUACUGCGGGGUGCACUAGAGAUGGUACACAUGCAGGUCGAGGCGCACUUUGUCAGUGACGUUCUCCGAGGCAAUGACACAACUGAGAUGCGGAUAACGUUGAUCCGCUUUAUUGACGACGAGAUGCCACCGGACGAUGAGUAGAACAAGGUUGCGCAACGAGAAUGCAAAUCCGUUGUUUCGUGCUGAACAUGUAGGGGUGCGCGGAAUGCAUCAUCUGCCUGGAAUUGCACUCUGUGAUUGUGUUGGUAGAAUCGGGACAGACGCCCGGCGAACUCACUGCACAAGAC